AUGCCUCGUGCUCCGAUGCCCACACCAAGCCCACCGCCGCUGCCGCCCUCGCCGUUUCGCUCGCCGUCUGGACCGCCUCCAGAACCGCCGACAGCUGCCUCUCCAUCUCGACGGCCGGCGGCGGCACCAGCCUGCGCAUCCCGACGGACUGGUGCCGGCCCAUCGCCGCCUCGGCGCGCCUUUGGCGGGGGACGGUCGCCCCUGUCUGCUCCUCCUCGCCUCUCUCCCUCGUUUUCUCUCUCAAUGGAAAGUGUUGGGUCAAUAGCAGCAGCCACGAUCCCGCCAAUCGUUAACUUCCAAGAGGAGAAGGUCUGAUGUCCAGAGGGAUUGGAUUCUGGAGCAGUCCUACCACAUGUGGGGGUAUGUACCUGCAGAGCUGCAACUUCUCCAGCAUUUUGGUGAGGUUCCUGGGUGUAUCAGCUCCAACUUCCAUGGUGUUAGGUACCAUCUAUAGGUAAGUUUCAAGGUGUGUUCCUUUCUGUUGUCUGAGAUGGAUUUGAAGGAAGGUUUAGACCACAGUUUAGUCCAUUGGAUGGGGUGUAUUUGGUUACCUAUGUCAUACUCCCGUUGCUUUUUGAUUGAGAUUUCUGUGUUGAGCCCCCAAACAUUGCGGGAAGCAAUAAUGAUCAUCACUCGCUCUAUCCCAAAAAUCUUUGGCAUCUCUUGGUAUCAUUUGAGAAGGUUAUUUCCUGAAGGGAGACCAAAGAGAAUGCUAGAGCCCAGACAUAUUGUCCUCGCCAUCCUGUUUGUGAGGACAGUGCAAGAACACAGAAUAUUUUAUUUGCCCUUUCUCCCACUAAAUAGCUCUAUUUCAAGUUCUCGAGAGUUCUUGGAGAACGAGGAGUAAUUGCCACUUCGAGGAGGAGCCAAGCUCUGCUGAAGUGUAACUUGUUUGCCCUUGUUCAGUGCAGUUUACAUGAGCGCUUCAAAACAAAACAAAACAAUGAGCUCCUCUCUGGAACUCACUACGUUUCAAUCCUUCAAGCCUUUGUACUCACAGAGCAGCCGCAAAGUUGCGCGACCUGUCUUUGCAAAGAACCGUCGCGUAAGCCACAGCGAUUCUGAAUUGUUUAAGGAAUUCAUUGAAGUAAAGCACUUCACUGCUAAAUUAAGGCCAGGGAUUUAAGGUCACUAGGAACAUAAGUAACGCCCACCCCCAACUUCUUCGCUCAGUGCUCUUCCAGAUUACUUUGGAACCAUUCAAGCUGUCAUCAAUAGGCAGAGAUGUAUGCAUUUUAUGGGAAGGUAUACAAAAGCAGAAUGCCUUUUUGAAAAGACAUCACCGGAGAAUAUUGAGAUGCAAGUAAUUUCUUAAAUGAAAAAACUAUAGGCUAGACCACUCAGGUAAUUCUUCA
This is a messenger RNA of Podarcis raffonei (Aeolian wall lizard), 1355 nucleotides long. Its product is annotated as WAS/WASL-interacting protein family member 3-like. The transcript has 2 exons. The record is from RefSeq and is a predicted model, not a curated record. NCBI's taxonomy places the organism in Eukaryota, Metazoa, Chordata, Lepidosauria, Squamata, Lacertidae. The coding region runs from base 1 to 315 and encodes 104 amino acids.